Molecule: messenger RNA, 1619 nt
Organism: Sceloporus undulatus (fence lizard)
Lineage: Eukaryota; Metazoa; Chordata; Lepidosauria; Squamata; Phrynosomatidae
Product: transcription cofactor HES-6-like
Exons: 4
Coding region: 135-833 (232 amino acids)
Biological process (GO): regulation of transcription by RNA polymerase II; regulation of neurogenesis; anterior/posterior pattern specification
Cellular component (GO): nucleus
Molecular function (GO): protein dimerization activity; RNA polymerase II cis-regulatory region sequence-specific DNA binding; DNA-binding transcription factor activity, RNA polymerase II-specific
Source: RefSeq, a predicted model, not a curated record
UGGGGGGCGGCGGAGCGGAGGAGAAGGAGCUUCGUUGGGUUUGGCCGCCCCCGUUUUGUCUAGGCUUCCUCUCUUGGAUCGCUUGCCUGCAUUGUCCUGUGGAUCCUCUCCAGCAGACAGAGACCCUUCCGGCCAUGGCUCCCUCCUCUCGGCCUAGCCACAAGAACAGACCCAGCCGGGAGGACGAGGAUUCAGACGAGACGCGGGGAGACAGGAAGGCGAGGAAACCACUGGUGGAGAAGAAGCGCCGGGCGCGCAUCAACGAGAGCCUCCAAGAACUUCGGCUGAUCUUAGCAGACACGGAGUUCCAGGCGAAGAUGGAGAAUGCCGAAGUGCUGGAGCUUACAGUGAAGCGGGUCCAAGGCAUCCUCCAGAGCAGUUUGCCUGAUGAUGACAAGCUACAGCGAGAGGCCAGCGAGCGCUUUGCAGCUGGAUAUAUUCAGUGCAUGCAUGAAGUUCAUACUUUUGUCUCCAGCUGCCCUGGGAUUGAUGCUACCAUUGCAGCAGAGCUCUUGAAUCACCUUCUGGAGUCUAUGCCCUUGAAUGAAGGCAGUUUCCAGGACUUGAUUGCAGACGUCUUGUCGGACCCCUCAAUCAGCCAGUGGCCAAGCAGUGAUGGGCAACCCCAAACACCUGGGGCAUCCCCUGGAGCUUUAAACCUGCCCAGUCUUACUUCACCUCUUCCUUCACCUUCCUCAAGUGAAGACGUUUGCUCUGAUCUGGAAGACACAGAGACUGAACAAAGCCACACCUCUUUGGAUGGACUGGACAGGUCUAGGACACCAAAUGUGCCUUCCUCCAGCCUGUCCAAAUCUGUGUGGAGGCCUUGGUAAUAAACUGCACAGGAACCAACGAAGACCUACCUAAUAGGGAGAAUACUUGAGCACUGUGUUCUUCUAGCCACUGGAAUAGAGACGGUGAGGAUUUCAGAUGGUGCAUUUGUGUCGUACAAUUACGGUAUUUCAGGACUGUAUAGAUGGCACUAUUCCACUGUCAAAUCCUGACAGGCUAAAUAGGUUAAUGACUUACUAUUACAUUUGUGUGUGUGAGGGAUGAGUUUUGUAAGUUUUAUUAAAAAAAUAUUUUAGGGAUGUGGGGUAAAAAGGGACGGAAGUGUGUGCAAGUAGAGUUCUUUUGUUGAUGCACCACAAUGUUUUUGCAACUUACCUGUUUCCUCUUUUUGUUUUGGCCCUUAUAAGUGGCCCGAUAUGUCACUCACUACCUUUGGGUUGUUUUUUUUGGGGGGGGGGGAGACUUUGUGCAUUUGAAAACCUGGUGGUUUAAUCCAGUGAGAGGGAUGUUAAGCAUUUGUGCUUAAAACUCCAAAUGUUUUAGUGAUAGCAUUAAAAAAAGGGAAAUCCCUAAAAGGGAUUGAUGAGGCUAGUCUCUUGAUGAGUUUAGUGGUCUAGGAUCUCUCCUUCAAUGAAGGAAAAGAAAACUAGAAGCCAGACUGGAAUAGGUGAGCAUUUAAAAUAUUGGUGGCAGGGUGCCUUUUAGAAACAUGUCUUGUGCACAUUUUCUAGCACAUUUGAAUUUAUUGUGGUAUGUAUAUUAGCUUGUCAAAUGUUUAUUUUAAUCUUUUUAAAGAAAACAAUAAAAGCAACUAAAUUCACCAAUGA